Molecule: messenger RNA, 1257 nt
Organism: Spodoptera exigua (beet armyworm)
Lineage: Eukaryota; Metazoa; Arthropoda; Insecta; Lepidoptera; Noctuidae
Source: the annotation of a GenBank genome assembly
AUGAUACUUCGGAAAAAAUCAUUCGGAGAAAACCUCCAAGAUCGUUGUAAUGAUUUCCCAGAGGCAAAAUACAUUGGAGCAUUCUUUGGCACAGAACCUGUACUUAUACCCAAGGAUCCAGAAAUAAUUAAAUUGAUUGUGACCAAAGAUUUUUAUUACUUUAAUGGAAGGGAGUUAUCUAAAUUCAACCAUUUGGAGCCGGCUGCUUUAAAUCUCUUCGCGACAUAUGGGGACAACUGGAGAGUACUCCGUCAGAACAUGACUCCACUGUUCUCAUCAGCGAAAAUGAAGAACAUGUUUCACCUCAUUGACAAAUGCUCGUGUGUUUUCGAAGAAAUGUUGGAUCGCGAAAUUAAAAUUUCGAACGAAUUAGAAGUUAGAAGUAUGACGUCGAGAUAUACAAUGGAAUGUAUCGGAGCUUGUGCGUUUGGUGUCGACACAAAUACUAUGGCUGAAGGAGUAGAAGAAAAUCCUUUUAAAAAAAUUGCAGCAUUUGUGGAGCCCCCGACUUACUUAGUUUAUGUGAGAAUGGUUCGUUCGAUUUGGCCAUCGCUAUUUUAUUUAUUCGGGGGACGACUAUUGACAAAGCAGUUGGAAUUUUUUGACAAUCUCAUUACUUCUGUCAUGUCAAAACGUGAGUACAAAUCUUCUGGAAGACAUGAUUUUGUAGAUCUUGUAAUGAGUUGGAAGCAGAGUCAUCAAAUAGUGGGCGAUAGUAUAAGUAAUAUGGUGACUGGUGACCACAAAAAAGUGACAUUGGAGGCAAACGAUGACCUAUUAGUUGCUCAGUGUUUUGUUUUCUUCGCGGCUGGGUUUGAGACAUCAUCGACUACUUUGAGCUACACUCUGUAUGAAUUGGCAAAACAUAAAGAUAUACAGGAAAAAGUAUUGCAUGAAGUCGAUGCGUAUUUAGCUCGUCAUGGGAAUAAGCUGAAUUAUGACUGUGUUACGGAACUUCCUUACUUGGAUGCAGUUAUAGAUGAAACUCUACGUUUUUACCCGGUCCUUGGAAUAAUCCCGCGAGAGCUGAUGGAAGACUACAUAAUGCCUGAUGGUACGAAGUUAACUAAAGGUUUACGUGUCCAUUUACCUGUGUUCUAUCUGCACCAUAAUCCAGAGAAUUAUCCUGAACCUGAAGUGUUUCGUCCAGAAAGAUUUCUGGGCGAGGAGAAGCGGAAUAUAAACCCAUAUGUAUACCUGCCAUUUGGAGAAGGACCUAGAACUUGUAUCGAAUCAGAGUUCGAUAACACCGGAUAA